Prorocentrum cordatum is the source of this 2991-nucleotide messenger RNA. NCBI's taxonomy places the organism in Eukaryota, Dinophyceae, Prorocentrales, Prorocentraceae. The record is from the annotation of a GenBank genome assembly.
CUCGAGGCCGUUUUGGCUCCAGACCUGUGCUCCAAGGCUUUGGCGGGUUGCCAGCCCAAAGAUCUGAUGUCUUGAUCCCUUCGUGGCGGAACCCCCAGAAGUCCCGAGCCGCCCCCCCAGGACUCUCUCCUCGUCGUGAGCUGGUGUCUUGACGGCCGUGGGGCCUGGCGAGGGCCCCAGAAGCCGAAACCGGGAAACGCCUCCGCCUUGAUCAUGUCAAUGCGUCGGUAAUACAUCGGCGCGUCCCGGGUCCGCGCGCUCGGGUGCCUCCCCGUCUGCGCGACCCGCGCCCGUUCUGGACCGUGCGCGCAGCGUUGCGCGGCGCGGCCAGGCAUGGUCCGUGCCGGAGGCAGGGGCGCGCCCGAUAUUGGCUGGCUGGGCUGCUGCGGGCUGGCGGGGCUGCUGCGGGCUCGUGCCUUCUACCUGCCGGGGGUUGCCCCCACGGAGUAUCCCGAAGGAAGCCCCGUCGAACUGAAGGUGAACAAGCUCACGAGCGUAAAGACGCAGCUCCCCUACCGAUACUACGUGCUGCCCUACUGCACUCCCGAUGAGAUCCACGUGGCUGCUGAGAACCUUGGCGAGAUUCUGCUCGGCGACUCGAUCGAAAACUCCAUGUUCGACAUCAAGAUGAACGUCAACGUCUCGUGCGCGAACCUGUGUACAAGGACGCUGACCGUGGACGAGAAAAACAGGUUCAGGAACAUGAUAGACCACGAGUAUCAGGUCAACCUGCUGGUGGACAAUCUGCCGGGUGCCAUGCGGUACUACCGCCGGGGAGACGAGGGCUUCUCCUACACCAACGGCUUCCCAGUGGGUGUGAAGAAGGAGGGGAGGUAUUACGUGAACAACCACGUUCGGGUGGGACUGCAGUACCACGUCGACCCAAGCGAAUUUGAGGGCUUCCGUGUCGUGGGCUUCGAGGUGUUCCCGCAGAGCCUGGUCCACCGCAAGAGCGCGGUCGGCGAUGUGGCGACGUGUGAGGAUGCGGACGACGUUUCGCCUCACUGGGACCUUGCCGAGCACGAUUCCAUCGUCUACAGCUACGACGUGACGUGGACGCCGAGUAGCGUGCGCUGGGCCUCCCGCUGGGACACGUACCUCAGAAUGCACGAGGGCCAGAUCCACUGGUUCUCGAUUGUCAACUCGCUGAUGAUAGUUCUUUUCUUGGCCGAGGGCCUCCGAUUCCUCGUGUUCUGGCUGCCGCCGCGCAGUGCGCUCUCGCGUCGGCUCUGCGCGGCCGUGCCUCGCAGGCACCCCGGGCAGUCUCGUUAUCCGCCUCAUGGACGGGAGUUUCGCCUCAAUUCUGUCGAGAAGCGCCUCAACGUAACCGAGAUCAGAAUCGAAAAGUUGGAGAACCUCGUCAAGCAGAUUUCGGACAAGGCUGGCACCCUCCACGCGCCCUCCCAGAAGGAGCGGGCAGACGCGCUGGCCGAGUACUUGGAGAAGGCUCAAUGGUCAGUGCGGCCUUUGGAGCCGCGUAUGGGCGACUCGUGUUUGGGGCCCGAGCUUGACGUCGACUUGCGCGACAUUUCUGGGGGCGAGAUGGUGACGGCGGCGGCGAAGCUCAUGGACACUGCCGAGGAGACGGGCUGGAAGCUGGUGCACGGGGACGUUUUCCGAAAACCUCCCCACUCGAAGGCGCUCGCCGUGUCCGUUGGCUCGGGCAUACAGCUGCUGGUCUGCGCCGGCGUCACCCUGGUCUUCUCCGCUGCCGGCCUCCUGUCGCCAGUGCACCGAGGCUCCAUCCUGCAGGGCCUGCUGCUGCUGUUCACGUUCGCGGGGAUCAUCGCGGGGUACGUAUCCGCCCGCUUCUACAAGAUGUGGAAGGGCGAGGACUGGAAGAAAACGACGCUGUUGACGGCCUUCGUCUACCCUGGAACUGUGUUCGGGAUAUUCUUUUUUCUGAACUUGUUCAUCUGGGGCACCAAGUCGUCGGGAGCAGUACCUUUCACCACGAUGUUUGCGCUGCUCGUGCUGUGGUUUGGCAUCUCCGUGCCGCUGGUCUUUCUUGGCGCGUUCUUCGGGUACAAGAAGGCGCCGAUCUCUUUGCCGGUGCGCACCAACCAGAUUCCGCGGCAGGUGCCCGCACAGCCGUGGUACAUUAGCGGGCUCUUCUCCUCGCUCGUGGGCGGCAUCCUUCCGUUCGGCGCGGUGUUCACGGAGCUCUUCUUCAUCAUGUCUUCCAUUUGGCAGCACCAGUUCUACUACCUCUUCGGUUUCCUGACGCUGGUGAUCAUCAUUUUGAUGGUGACCUGCGCUGAGAUAUCAAUCACCCUGACGUAUUUUCAGCUCACGAACGAGAUCGGGCACUACGUGGGGGCGAUGCUCUAUUUCGGGUACAUGUUCACGAUCUCGUACACGUUCGCACUGCUGACGGGAGCAAUCGGCUUCAGCGCGUCGUUCUUCUUCGUGUGGAUCAUCUAUGGCUCCAUCAAGAUCGACUGGGCGCCCAUCGACAAGACUGGAGGGGUCUUGGAGAUGUCUCUGGCCGUUGGCGUGCUGGCCGCAAGAGCGCCUACCUGCCCUGAUUCGUCCAUGAGUUCAGGGGUGGAGUGCGUGUGGUCCUUGCUCAUUGUCACCGUUACAGGCGUUGUGGCAGUAUCGUAUUGGAGCGCCCCCGGAAAGGGGCGAGCGAUGGCCACCGGCCUGAAGGACGUGGAGGCGUCCCGGCAGAAGAGCAUGCUGAGGUCCCUGCAGCAGCAGGACCCCGACAUCGAGCAGGUCACCAUCUUCUCAAAGUUUGUGGUCGUGUAUUUUCUCCAGCAGGACGGGCCGAACCCCGGCUGGCGAAAGGGGAACAUCGAGGGGCCCGUCUUCCUCGUGCGACGAAAAGCGGGGCCCAGGUACCAGCUGAAGGUGGUGAACCAGUUUAGCAUCAACGACCUCGUCGACGACCGUGCGCCCCCCCCGCGCGCGCCUGCUGAGGGGAGGCGCAUCGCUGCAGAACACGAGCUUCACCUGGUGCAAGACGAGAGCUACGGGUAUGAGUAA